Molecule: messenger RNA, 3496 nt
Organism: Varroa destructor (honeybee mite)
Lineage: Eukaryota; Metazoa; Arthropoda; Arachnida; Mesostigmata; Varroidae
Source: RefSeq, a predicted model, not a curated record
AAGCUGACCAACGCUAGCGCGAAGCGGCUUGCAGAACGCCAUCUGUUGUAUGCUGGAGGAACCUUGCCGCAAAUUCUAGCUGGGUUACAGAAAGACGCCAUACCUUUUUACUCUCAUCUAGGAUAUCGAACCUAGAUUCGCCUGACGUCUACCGACAACACCGAGUUGAGAGUUUCCAAGACUGGACCAGAUCGAGUAAGUGACCGUAACGUACAAUUUAACUGACGCAAUCUUCCUGUUCAUUCCUAAAUCUAGAUGGCGUCGCACGAAGACGCCUCUUGGCAAACUCGUCACCCAUCAUUAAUAAGUACGGAUGGCGAACCUCACAGAUUUUUUCCGUAUCAAUGCAACAUCUGCUGUCUCUUCCUGACGGCAGGUAUCGAAGCGCUUGAAGAGCAUGUUGCUGAACACCGAAGCAAGCUACGAGCGCGCUUAGAGGCGUUACAACAUGACGAAGGUGGUGACGCUGGCCAUAUGUGGGACUAUCUUGGCGGACAACAUGCCGCAUCUGCCGUGCAGAGUCAGCAACCUCAGCAGCAGCAGCAACAGCAGCAAUCUCAGCAUCAACAAGAACAGUUUCAGGCAGCGUCGCAGCCGACUGUAGACAGCCAGACUCUCUGGUACGGCUCUAGCACGAGCAGGGCCGUUAAUUGGACAACAUCCCACGGUGGCACCGUGUCUGGCGCGACAUCCCUGACGGCCUGUUCUCUUCAGUCGGGAACAGGUGCUAGCACACCUAUGCAGGAGCAGCAGUUCGGAUCGGCGCAUAUACCGCAAGACGGCUACGCUGCUUACACGUCACAGGCACUGUACUAUGGCGGCGGCGGCAGCAGUGCAAUUGGCAGAAUGGUGUACACGGGCACCAGUGGUUCAUCCGCGUACACGAUCCCGUCGGACGGUUCGUUAAGCCACUCGAGUGGACUAGAUGGCGAAACGGCGAUCGUGACUAAUGAACAACUGCAAGGUUCAACGUAUCGAAGUACAGCCAUUGCUUAUGAGCCCAAUAUUACUGAGGUGCACGCCGACCAUGUCUAUCUGACAAAUAGCGUACCCGAUACAACAAUUGGAUCGCGGCACGCAAUGUAUUGUGGCGCACCGUACAUAACUUCAAUGGAAGUGCCGUGUACAGCACAGCGGACCUGCAGGCAACAGGCCCAGCUGCAGUCGGACUACACUGGAACCAAUUACAAGCGACAACAGGAAACACCAGUGGAGGCUGUUGCAAAGAAGCAGCGUCUUUUGGAGAACACGCCAUCAUCUACGACAACUACAACGGCCCCGGCAAGUUUCAUUGAUCCACCCCACUCCGAAGAGCAAAUGGAACCUGUCGAAUCAAACGGUACUUCGAAUUCUCAGGCUUAUCCACAGGAUAGUAGCGCGCACAACUUUACGGAGUUUGGAGCAACGUCAACAACAACUACCACGGAAGCUACUACAAUUCAACAGCUGCAAGAGAAACUCGGAAACCAAUGGAGUCAAGGCGCGCAGCAAACGAAUCUCUUCGCAAGUCGUGAAACAGUGGAUGUGACGAUUCUUGCCGAUCCGUCAAGCGCGCCCGUUCAUCGACCAAUUGAGCAACAUCCGACGGCCAAAGAAGAUACUACGGAGAUUUCAGCACAGCCUCGAUCGGUCCCGGUUUCAUGUCCGGUGGGAGUGGCGACGCUCAGUGGCGCCGAUAAUAUUGAACAAGACGCUGCGCAGAACAAUGACAGCACAUACUUCGAGCGACUAGCACGUUCCUUGCAAAUAGCCAACGACUCGAACGAACAGGUCCACUCAACCCACGACGCUAUUGGCAUGGACCAGCAAGACACGCAGUCCUGGAUUCAUGCGCAAUUUCUUGGUCAAUGUGGAGAAAUCGGCCCCAGCAAAGAUCACGAACGGUAUGCUACGCUCGAGUAUCCUCCAAGUGAAGAAAAAGCUUCUUAUGACCUUAAGAUUUCCCAACCGACGAGGUUGUAUGGUACGGAAACUGCCAGCGAAUGCGAAAUACCAGGGUCUCCGGCUUUUGCACCCCUGGGGAAUCGAAAUGCUGCUAUUGAAGAGCGUCAACAAGUUAAACGCGAGUCGGACUUUGGGGCCGCGGGCAAAUUCAAGGUUCAAGGAGAAAUAGAGCAGCCUGGUGAAGAAUUUGAAGGUGACGAGGGCUCAAGCGCAGCCACAAAGACCCAAGCGGAAGAGAUCAUUGACGCGAUCUUGAAUAUUGCCUGUUUACGGGAGGAACAACAGGACGCAAAAACUGCAUUUAAGGGAGAAAAAAUAGACGAGUCUUUAUCCAGAAACAACAGUUUACCUGCAGAGUCAGAACAAGCGGCCGAUUUCGGAUUUCCGAAGAUCGAAAACAGAUCCCUUGAAGUUACGGAAAGCGAUUCCACCGCUGUCAGUGCUGAGUGAUUGCAGCAGCUUAUCGCACGGGGGUCUGAGGUAGCAUUCCGGGUAAUGAAUGCGUAGAAAAGGUCCAAUGUAGUGCAGAAGGCAAAAUAGACUCUUGUUGUUACACUGCUCGCAUUAAUAUGUUAAAGUUACAGCCAAACACCGGGGUGCACAUAUUUAUAUAAUUCAAUUAAUUAUUCUGAUAGUCGGCUACGUUAUGCAACUUUCAUUAAUGAGACUAGCUGAUCGUUAUGAGGUGUCUGCCCCUUCCCCUCUGUAUUGGAUAAAGCUCUGAAGAUGCACUUCGGUUGCUACGAAAAACACGUACAAGUUGAAGCACUGCAUUUAAAUUCUGGCUUCUGUAUGUGUCGAUGUACCGAAUGCAUAUGUUAGCCCUUGUAGCGUAAACACGAAUGCUAUGCCUUCAGUCGAGUUUAGAAAGUUCUUAACGCCAUAACUUCACGUAUGCAAGGCCAAAAUUGCUAAAGAAUCAAAUGCAUUAACAGGAAUGUAUUAGGUGUUAGUUAGCACAGUUCGUCAGCAUUACGUUUAAACUUUAGUAGUCCCAUCGUUCAUGUAAUGCAUGUACAUAUGGCAUCAUAGGAGUCGCAGUACUGAGCAGGUGGCCGGACUUCAUUCAGGUUGAAGGGUAACUUUGCUAGGACGACUAUAUUAUUUACUUUGGACAAAAGACUUGCCAAAUUGAGCUGGCAGUUGUUCCAUUGUUAUGAAUUCUGUAUGUGUUUUGGCGUACUUGGGCAUCAGGGGUCCUCAGGACAAAUAGGCAUCCCGUUUUUUUGCUUGAAGCAAGUCGUUUGGUCUGAGGCGGCACUCUGGGGGGCAAAAAUAAGGGCAGCAAGAGAUAAAUUGCCUCAUAAUGUAAGUUCUAUACUAAUGAACAGUUGAUAGUAAAAUGAAUCGCUUGACAAAAACUUCAGACUAAAAUUUGCGUUGUGGAGUAGUUAUCCGCUCACUUUCGUUUAUUAUGUAAAAAUAUUGGGUAUAUAUAUAUAUAUAUAUAUAUAAAGAUAAAGUAAACGGUGUAUAUGUGUGAUCAACGCCUGAACGUUUGCGAAGAAGUUGUGUCCUAAGACAAACGCCUUAAAAUGAUGUAUGAUGGAGU